CUCCAUGGUGUAUACCCACAGAUCUUGCUCUCUAAAGGCUUGCUAAUGAGUGCGAAACAUACUGAAACCUUGAUUUCACGUUGUUGUCGGAUGUUUAUACAUCAGCACCGGGCCUUGCAGGGCAUUGGCAAGGGUUCCUAGGGGUCUCAGCCAGCCUCAGCAAUGGACGAGGAUGAAGGUAGUACGGGUUCCACGGAGCUGGGUGUUAGCCCGCUGUCCAGCGACACCCAGAUAAUCGUGUCCCAUUGAGCUUUUCAAAGAGAGUUCAGCGUACCGUCUAGCUGGAACAGCUAUCUGUUGAGCUGGCCCUCUACACGAUUCCCCUCCUUUACCACGACUUCCGCAACACCUAAUUGACUCGACCUCCUUCGGGGAACACGUUCACAAAACAAUCCACUGUCCUGCCGCCCAAUUCCCAACCGUCAGCCCCUCACUACCUUUUUGAGCGACUGACAGUCGAUGCAUCCAAUAUUUCGACUUGCGUCACGCCAAUCGCAGGGCCACUGACGCGGGCCCCAGUCCCCGCGGACCCAAACCCGCCCAGCCACAAGACCUAUCAGAAUCCUCCGUAAGCUUCAAGCUCCCCGCCAAUCCGCCCCAAAAGCUGGUCAGAUUGGACCCCUCAGGUCCAGGUUCCACCAAACGGACCCGUGCCCCCAAGCAACAGAUCUCGGACCACGACACCGGAAAUCUGGCUCCCCAAAUUCCCGCAGCGCCGUUGGUUCGUGAUGUUUUCUCACUCCUCCUUCGCUCCAAUUUUGCGUCCCCCAUGGUCGGUGAAUUGCGACAAGUUGCCCCCGACGCGAGAGGCAGGAAGCCUCCGAGCCGCCAGUCACGCUCCUGCAAGGUCUGCCGGGCCCGCAAGGUUAAGUGUGACCGAGUCAAACCCUGCCAUGCCUGUUGUGCUCAUGGCUAUCCAUCGAAAUGCGUAUAUGAGAAUGUGCCCGAAGAAGAGGCCCGCCCCAUCAGCCAAGCCGAGGAAAUCCGGAACCUUCGAUCGGAGAUUCGGGAACUCCGUGCUAGGAUAGACGAGAGGAACGAUGGGUCGCGUGUCCAGGAUCUCGAGCGACUGGACCAGCUUGAGAGCUUAUUUGAGUCUAUUCGAUCGGCCCCGCUUAGCGUAGUGGAUUCGCUGGUACGAGACAUUCGAACUGAACAGAGCGGGUUGAAGACAGAUCUGGUCAAGGUCGGUCCGUGGGAGGGUUACGAAGCUUACGAGAGAUAUGGCACUCCCGUCUCUGUCAUUCCUAUUCGCACGCGUUCAAGGAAUGGUAGUCCAGAGAGCAACUUUAAUGAUCCACUGCUUGGCGAUGACGAAGAUGGCGACUUUGGAGAUAUCAUUUCCAUAGGUGAAGGAUCAGAAUCAUCUAUUUCAUCCGGCGCAAUCUCUAUCAUGAACCUACAGCGACCGGCAGUCGAUGUCUUUGUGGAGCGCUUCGUGGAUGCCUUCGCGCCCGAAGUCGACUCUAGACAUGGUCGAGCAGGUGCUCUUCGUGCGGCUGCCGGGAUCCGGAUGUUCUCUCCCCUCAUCUCAGAUGCAUUCGAGGCGGUAUCUGUAGCCUUUUUUGGAAGAUCUAUCCAGAACAAGCAGAUUGAGGCGUCCGGUUUUCGCCUGUACCCCCGUGUCCUGCGGUCUUUACAGGAUGCCUUGAUUGACCCCGAGCGGUCCAAAGCAGAAUCUACAUUGGUCACAGUGAUUCUGCUACUUGCUUUUGAGAGCGUGGAACGUACAACCCAAAGCGGUGUCCCGGCUCAUGUUCGAGGUGCAGUGCGCUUGAUCGAACAUCGAGGCCCCGAGAACCACAUGUACGGUGUUGAGCAUCUCUUGUUUACGGAAUUACGACCAUACUGGAUUGGCGGUGCACUGGCGGCUCGCCAACCCUCGUUCCUAGCUCGUGAAGAAUGGAAGACUGUUCCCUGGGCGGCUGGAACGACCAAAAAGGAUAUUCUGCAUCACUUAAUUGAUAUUGCGACCGAGAUUCCCGGCCUGCUGGCACAGUCCGAUGCAUUCAAAGAAGCCCAAGCCACCCAGAGAAUGGGCGCACGGGAAAUGGCUGUCAAACAAGCGGCUCUGUGGAACGGUAUCGCCCAGUGCACGGUACAGUUCCAGCGGUGGUAUAUCGACUGGGUUGAAAGCUACCCCGACGGACCAAUCCAGGAACUCAAGCAGACGGGACAACAGGACUUCCCCAUCUUCAAACGGCGUAACUUGCGAACGGGCGAGAUCUAUGCACCAACCAUGCUCUCAUACCCGAAUCUUCUGCUGGCGCAGACUAUGUGUGUGUACUAUGCCGUCCGACUCAUCCUAUCGAGUAUCGACUCCCGCCCUCAGGACCGAGUGACACCCGCGGAGCAAUAUGAGUUUGGUUGCGGCAUCUGUCGGACCAUGGAGUACUAUAUUCUGACUGCACCGGGGAACAUGAUCAAUCGUCUUGCCUUCCCGACUCGAGUCGCCUGGGAGGCUUUCCCCGAUGGUGGCCCGGAGCGAGCGUUCAUGGUGGAAGUGUUGCAGCUGGUGGAACGACGCCACGCGCUGGGACUUUGGGGUAGUGCCAUGCCCGAGCUCUCGGUGCGGGAGAAUUCUCCCCUCAACAAUUCAGAACUGUAGUUGCUUUGGACGCCACGCUGAACCAGAUGAUACGUUCACGAAAUGUUACAUUGACUAGGAUCUAUUAUGUAAAUGACGAGAGAUAACUAUCCCUUGAGCGAGUUACGCAAUUGGCUGCAAAAUAAUGUACCCCUUUACUAUUCCUGAAC
Molecule: messenger RNA, 2757 nt
Organism: Penicillium brasilianum
Lineage: Eukaryota; Fungi; Ascomycota; Eurotiomycetes; Eurotiales; Aspergillaceae
Source: the annotation of a GenBank genome assembly